CCUCCGCCUCCUCCUCCGGGCGGGCUGCUGCGGAGUCAGCUGACGCCGGCGCCCAGCCUCGCCGCCCCGCGCCGCGCCGCGCACCCCUAAAGCGGCUGCCGGCAGCCGGACGCCCGCUUCAGGGUGGGGACCGCGGAGGCGAUGCGAGCGCCCUGACAGCUCGCCAGCCGCCGCCGCGCAGCUCCGCCCCGCAACUUUCUGCCCCCGCGCGGUCGCCGACCCCCUGCGCCCUCCCCAGAGCCGAGGCGGGGCGCGCCGGCAGGGGUCGCCGGGGCCAUCGGGAUGGCUUCCAAUUUCAACGACAUAGUGAAGCAGGGCUACGUGCGGAUCCGCAGCCGGCGCCUCGGGAUUUAUCAACGAUGCUGGUUAGUAUUCAAGAAAGCUUCAAGCAAGGGUCCAAAAAGAUUGGAGAAAUUUUCUGAUGAACGUGCUGCAUAUUUUAGGUGUUACCAUAAGGUUACAGAACUCAACAAUGUGAAGAGUGUAGCUCGACUUCCAAAAAGCACCAAGAAACACGCCAUAGGGAUUUAUUUCAGCGAUGAUACCUCCAAGACCUUUGCUUGCGAAUCAGAUCUUGAGGCAGAUGAGUGGUGUAAAGUCCUCCAGAUGGAGUGUGUGGGAACACGGAUCAAUGACAUCAGCCUCGGAGAGCCUGACUUACUGGCUACUGGGGUUGAGAGAGAGCAGAGUGAGAGGUUCCAUGUGUAUUUGAUGCCGUCCCCUAACUUAGACGUACACGGCGAAUGUGCCUUGCAGAUUACCUACGAGUACAUCUGUCUUUGGGACAUCCAGAAUCCCAGAGUCAAACUCAUCUCUUGGCCGCUGAGCGCUCUGCGGCGGUACGGAAGGGACACCACGUGGUUCACUUUCGAAGCAGGGAGGAUGUGUGAGACCGGCGAGGGGCUGUUUAUCUUUCAAACGCGAGAUGGAGAGGCCAUCUAUCAGAAAGUCCACUCUGCUGCCCUGGCCAUUGCGGAACAGCACGAGCGCUUGCUACAAAGUGUGAAAAAUUCAAUGCUCCAGAUGAAGAUGAGCGAGCGGGCGGCCUCGCUGAGCACCAUGGUGCCCCUGCCCCGCAGCGCCUACUGGCAGCACAUCACUCGGCAGCACAGCACGGGGCAGCUCUACCGUCUGCAAGAUGUCACCAGCCCGCUGAAGCUUCAUCGAACAGAGACUUUUCCUGCCUACCGGUCUGAGUACUGAUGGUACCUGCCAAGGAUUCUUAGUGCUCUUGUGAUGUGUCAGCCACAGAUCCACGUGGGAAGCCACAGAAUGGCAGCAGGAAAAGCCACAAUGAAGAGAAGAAGCUCAUAAAAUCCUGGCUCAUUGUGUGGUUGUUGGGAAACUGCAAUAUGAUAUACAUUUUUCCUUUUCCUUUUUUUUUUUUAAAUGAAAGUCUUAGCUUAAUUGAGGCAUACUCUAUAGAUACCAACGUUCUUUUUUUCCCCUCAACAGCUGGACAGAAAGGAGUCAGUACCACAAAAUGAUUUUCUAUUGUAGAUACUAUGUCUCUUGCGCUUCUCUGAAUCUGUCCUUUCGUGGGUUUGUGUGAUUUUUCUUUCCGAGUGUUUCAAUUGUAUGACAGUCAGUAGUGACAAUAAAAUGACUCUUCAUUAUUUGUUA
Molecule: messenger RNA, 1623 nt
Organism: Octodon degus (degu)
Lineage: Eukaryota; Metazoa; Chordata; Mammalia; Rodentia; Octodontidae
Gene: Dok5
Product: docking protein 5
Exons: 8
Coding region: 283-1203 (306 amino acids)
Biological process (GO): positive regulation of MAPK cascade; cell surface receptor protein tyrosine kinase signaling pathway
Cellular component (GO): cytoplasm
Source: RefSeq, a predicted model, not a curated record